AUGGGGAAGGAGUGCCUGCCCACAGUGGCAAUGGUGCUGGUUCAGCUUGGCUUCGCCGGCAUGAACGUGCUGUCCAAACUCGCCUUGGACACCGGCAUGAGUCCAUACGUGCUCAUCGCCUACCGCAAUCUCAUUGCCGCCCUCUUCCUCGCCCCCCUCGCCUUCUACUUCGAAAGGAGGAGUGGGAUGGUGAUCACCAAGAAAGUUCUUGUCCAGAUAUUCUUUUCCUCCAUUUUCGGCGCGACGCUAAACCAGGUGUUGUACUUCGUGGGGCUCAAGUCCACCACCCCGACGGUGGGGUGCGCGCUCAGCAACACGCUCCCGGCGAUAACCUUCGUCAUGGCCGCGGUACUGAAGAUGGAGACGGUCCGGCUCGCGACGCCCUCUGGGCAGGCCAAGGUAUUCGGCACGGCGGUCUGCGUCGGCGGCUCCAUGAUCAUGCCCUUCUACAAGGGCCCGCUCCUCAAGGUCUGGGCAUCACCCAUGCAUUGGCGCUACGCGGAGCACACAACCGACGCGGCGGCGCCCGCCAGCGGCCAUGCCGCCAUCGUCGGCGACGUGCUCAUAAUUCUCAGCUGCGUCGCCUGGGCCGUCUGGUUCAUCCUCCAGAGUAAGAUGUCGGAGAGGUUCUCGGCCCCGUACACGAGCACGACGAUCAUGUCGUUGAUGGCCGGCGUGCAGUGUGCGGGCGUCAGCGCCGUCAUGGACAGGAGCCUGUCGGCGUGGAAGCUCGGGCUUGACAUCAGACUAUACGCCGCGCUCUACCUCGGUAUCGUCGGCUCGGGGAUGGCGUUCGCGGCGAUGUCGUGGUGCAUCCAGACUCGCGGGCCGCUCUUCGUGUCCAUGUUCAGCCCGCUGAUGCUCGUCGUCGUCGCCAUAGUCGGCUGGGCCAUCCUCGAGGAGAAGAUAUACGUCGGAAGCGCAAUUGGUUCUGCCCUCAUCGUCGCCGGGUUAUACAUGGUGCUUUGGGGCAAAGCGAGGGAGGCCAGCGGACCGGCUGACCUCAGCGACGACGGUGGCGGGGCGCCGGAGACCAUGAUUGUCCUGGAGCUGAACGGCAAGGACGCCAGGAACGGCGACGCCGCCAUUUUGCCCUUGUUCUGUGCUACCACUCCCAAGCACGAAGGCGAGACGGACCGAAACGGCAGCACCUGA
This is a messenger RNA of Lolium rigidum, 1155 nucleotides long. Its product is annotated as WAT1-related protein At1g09380-like. The transcript has 6 exons. The coding region runs from base 1 to 1155 and encodes 384 amino acids. The record is from RefSeq and is a predicted model, not a curated record. Gene Ontology annotation, cellular component: plasma membrane. NCBI's taxonomy places the organism in Eukaryota, Viridiplantae, Streptophyta, Magnoliopsida, Poales, Poaceae. Gene Ontology annotation, molecular function: transmembrane transporter activity.